CCCACCCUACCGUCAUUUCAACAUUGUCUCUGCCAUGAAGUUUCUUGCCGGUCUCGUCCAAGUCGCCGUCGCGACCAAAGUCGUGUUUGACAGCCACUACCCCCUCGACAAGGGUUCCACCGGCUUCGCCAUUUCAAAAAGUCGCACCGCUGCCGUGCGAUUCCACAGUCUCCCGGCCUCUGACGACGCGUGCGAAUCAGAAGGGCUCACCGUCAGCCAUGUCACCUUUGCGAUGGACACGUCCUACGCGGCCCCUGGCACGGUGCUGCAAGUUGGCAUCUGCUCUUCUGUCAAUGAUGAGCCGAACUGCGCCAGAUCCGACCUUCCUGGCCGCAUCUCCAUUAACACGUUGUCCGAGCAAUUCGAGUUUAACUGGUCCCCUACGUCACAGAUCGUCCUGGCUCCGUCGACCGAUUACUGGUUCACCGUCGGCUCGAACGCGCAGGACCGCGACCGGGUGCCAAUUUGGUUGGAAGGUACCAAGGAGUUUAACACCGACAACGACCCAAAGAACAAAGUCAUGUUCGCGUUCACCGAAACCCAAGACGGUCCUUGGAAUGUCAUUUUUGGCGGUGAAAACCGCGUCGUAAACUCUCUGCAAGUGUUUGCCAACUAAAAAACCAUUUCUCUUCAAUGUGGUCGUGCGUGUGUUUGAGCUCCGAACGACGUCGGACACGUUAUCGAUCGCUGACCCUUCAGUGUCCCGUCAACGAGGGUGGAGUCCGACCGUCAAACUGGUUGUCGAGCGACUGGUUGGUGGACACGACGAGUUUUACUUGUGACGGCAUCUUGACAUGCUUCGGUUUGGCUUUCAACGAGCUAGGCAAAGCUGAAGCGCGUUCAUUCGUGCCGCUGUCCAUGCCAAAGACCUUGCACCGUCGUUGGAUACUUUGUAUCGCUUGGCGUUUGACGGCGGCGGCGGCGGCAGUAGUUGGGGUAGCAGCUACAGUGCCACAGGCGGCCGUCGCCCCAAGGACUCGCUUGAGUUCACUGACGGCUGGAAGCAGGACAAGCGGGUCGUCCAGAGAACACGUGACUUCGUGGGCAAGCGGUUAC
Aphanomyces invadans is the source of this 1056-nucleotide messenger RNA. RefSeq lists its product as hypothetical. Lineage: Eukaryota; Oomycota; Saprolegniomycetes; Saprolegniales; Verrucalvaceae. The record is from RefSeq and is a predicted model, not a curated record. The transcript has 2 exons. The coding region runs from base 35 to 616 and encodes 193 amino acids.